This is a messenger RNA of Anopheles coustani, 773 nucleotides long. Its product is annotated as protein D3-like. NCBI's taxonomy places the organism in Eukaryota, Metazoa, Arthropoda, Insecta, Diptera, Culicidae. The transcript has 2 exons. The coding region runs from base 1 to 645 and encodes 214 amino acids. The record is from RefSeq and is a predicted model, not a curated record.
AUGACCAAGCUGGAGCUGCGCGUGACGUCCGCGGUUACCCUGGCGGUGACCGUGCUGGUGCUACUACCGUCCCAGGUUCAGCUGGCGACCAGUCCGGCCAGUGAAGCAUUCGAACGCAACGAUCUCGUGGCGGACCUCGUCGACGUUGCCCCGGAGCACACGAUCCAGGUGAAGUAUCCCUCGAAGGUAGAGGUAUCGCUCGGGAACGAGCUGACGCCGACCCAGGUGAAGGACCGGCCGACGGUCUGCUGGCCGACCGAACCGGACACACUCUACACGCUGGUGAUGGCCGAUCCGGACGCACCGUCGCGCAGCAAUCCGGAGAUGCGCUCCUGGAAGCAUUGGCUCGUCGGUAACAUCCCAGGCAAAGAGGUGGACCAAGGCGAAGUGCUUGCGGACUACGUUGGCUCCGGACCGCCGCAGGGAACCGGCCUGCACCGGUACGUGUUUCUCGUGUACAAGCAACCCUCGAAGGUGACCUUCAACGAGACGAUCCUAAGCAGCCAGAAUCCGAACCGUGGCAAGUGGUCGCUGUCGGACUUUGUCUCGAUGUACGCGCUCGGAACACCGAUCGCUGGCAACUUCUACCAGGCCCAGUACGACGACUACGUCCCGGAGCUCUACGCCACCUUUACGGACACGUGAGCGGACCCUGCGCCAUCCCAUCCCCCUUAUGUUCCCAUCCUAGUCCCUUAUCCCUCCUUGUCUCCCUGGUUUCGGUAUCCCGUCCCGUAUCCCGUGUGCCUUCCCGCUCAAAUACACAAAAUCUCACC